AUGCCCAUCAAUGGUUCUCACGCUGCGAAGAUGUAUAUACGAGCAACUACCCUAAGGACGUUCCUGGAUACGAUCUUUUUUCCCCCUGCAGUAACAGAGAUGGAGCAAAAACUGGCAACUGUGAAUGAUGUCGCUGGGAAGCAUUUUGACUUCGUCAUAAUUGGCGCAGGGCCAGCUGGAUCGGUACUCGCCAACCGCCUAAGUGAGAACCCUGGCAUAUCUGUUGCCUUACUUGAAGCAGGGAAGGCGCAUAUCGACGAUCCACUCAUCCAGAAGCCCGAUGCCUGGCUAGGACAACUCGGGAACCCCGAGUACGAUUGGGCUUUCCUGACUGUUCCGCAACCUCAUGCAACAAAGGCUCCUUUCUUUUUGAGCCGAGGGAAGGGUCUCGGUGGAAGCACGGCAAUGAACCUACUCCUGUGGAAUCGACCACAGCGUGAGGACAUUGAUGCGUUUGAGAAGUUGGGCAACGUCGGAUGGAAUUUCGAACGAUUUGUGAAGUACACGAAAAAGGUCGAGAAGCUAGCGGUUCCCAAGGAGGUGGAAUCGCAGGGGUACCGAAAUUUAUACAACGCUGAGUCUGCUGGGAAGGACGGUGCUGUAUCCAUCUCAUUUACUCGCACGCCUUCAGGUGCCGAGUCGUCUUUCCAGAAGAGUUUGGAGAACUUCGGCGUAACCACAUUGACCGAUACCUUGAAUGGUGAUUCUUUUGGAACAAUCAAGUCGCUGUCAUCUCUCAAUACCGACACUGAUACCCGAACAUAUGCCGCACCUUCCUAUCUCUUUCCAGUUCUCGACAGGCCGAAUUUGAAAGUGCUCAGUGAGGCAUACGUAAACAAGAUCAUUGCACAGAAAGAUGGCGAGGUCGUUGCCACCGGCGUUGAGUUUGAGCAUGGAGGUGUAAUUCAUCGAGUACAUGCAACGAAGGAGGUGAUUGUAUCUGCAGGUGCGCUCAAGUCGCCCAGUGUUCUCGAGCACAGCGGUAUUGGUGACAAGGCGGUGUUGGAGCCUUUGGGUAUCCCGGUCCUUGAGGAUCUACCUGGGGUCGGAGCCAAUGUUCAGGAGCAUCUCACUCACACUGGACUUGUCUUCCAAAUGCGCGAGGACGCCAACAUUAUCACAAGUGACCUUCUUCGUGAUCCUGGAUUCCAUUCAAAGGCGAAGGAGCAGCUGCCUGACACUAAAAGCCCUCUAUCGCUUGUGAUGUCGGGAUUGUCGUUCUUACCCGUUCAGACCCUAACGGAGAAAUCUUCAUAUAUCUACAAGAAGGUCGAAGAGCUUAUCGCAAGCGCCCCUGUUGGCCUGAAGGAGCAGUACAAGGUGCAACUCGAAAUCUUGAAGAAUGAAAAAGUCCCUGACAUCGAGAUCAUGGUGUUCCCCUUCUCAUUCGAUCCUACGCCCAUGACGCUACCGUUCAUUGCGCUACCUCCUGUUGUUAGCCACCCUUUCUCUCGGGGAACAAUCCAUAUCAACUCUGCAGAUCCGAAGGCCCCUCCCACCAUAGACCCACGCUACCUCGAGGCAGAAGUUGAUAGAGACAUUAUCUUAGAGGCAACCAAGUUUGCAAGGAAAGCUUCGCAAACUGCGCCCUUCAAGGACGUCGUCGUUGCUGAGGUUCUUCCGGGACCCAAUGUUGUUGAUGAUGACGCUCUCCUGGAACAUGUGAAGAAGACUUUGGUCACCGUGUGGCACACCAACGGAUCUGUGUCCAUGUUGCCCAAGGAGAAAGGCGGAGUUGUGGACAGCAAGUUGAAGGUGUAUGGGACAAAAAACAUUCGUGUCGUUGACUUGUCUAUCGUGCCUCUGGCUGUCUCCGCACAUACACAAUCUCUCGUUUACAGUAUUGCUGAGAUGGCAUCGGACAUCAUCAAAGAAGAAAACGGCCUGUAA
Molecule: messenger RNA, 1890 nt
Organism: Fibroporia radiculosa
Lineage: Eukaryota; Fungi; Basidiomycota; Agaricomycetes; Polyporales; Fibroporiaceae
Exons: 23
Coding region: 1-1890 (629 amino acids)
Molecular function (GO): flavin adenine dinucleotide binding; oxidoreductase activity, acting on CH-OH group of donors
Source: RefSeq, a predicted model, not a curated record